Frankliniella occidentalis (western flower thrips) is the source of this 2909-nucleotide messenger RNA. Its product is annotated as CXXC-type zinc finger protein 1-like. The transcript is spliced from 3 exons. The coding region runs from base 1999 to 2187 and encodes 62 amino acids. Gene Ontology annotation, cellular component: Set1C/COMPASS complex. The record is from RefSeq and is a predicted model, not a curated record. Lineage: Eukaryota; Metazoa; Arthropoda; Insecta; Thysanoptera; Thripidae.
UUUAACCAACAUUUAGCUUCCGCUGUAGACUUGAUAUAAGCCUUAAGAACUUUGAUAUCCUCUUUGCCGGUCUGUGUUUCCACAAUGAAGGCAGGUUUUUUUCCAUCUCCUCUGUUACUAGGGGACUCUGAAUUACUGUCACUAUCUAGAUAAUCCAGUAUUGAAUUUGUAAAGAUUCAGUGUUAAGUAGAGAGUUUAAACUUGCCACAACCUAAUACACACUCAAUGGUUUAAGGACGCGCCCUGUUACGCUGCAACUUUUGGCGCCCUCGAGCAGGUAGCUGUCUGUUGUUGUGGUGGAGAGAGAGAGAGAGAGAGAGAUUUAUUGUCACUGAACCGUCGUACAAACAGUUAUUAUAAACAAUUUUCAUGCUUGAACAUAAAACCAUAUUUUAAAAAGUCUUCCAGGUUGUAGAACGCACAUUUUAAUAGUUCUUUCUUAAUUUUACUUUUAAAUUUUUUCAUGGGCAAGUCUCUAAUAAUACUUGGUAAAGUAUUAAAAAGUUUUGGGCCUAGGAAGAGUACAUCAUUUUGGCUGACAGAGAGGUGCACAAAGUUAUUAUAAAUUUUAGUAUUAUGUCUAGUUGGGUAGUUGUGUACAUCUUUUGACUUUUGAAAAGUAUUUUCAUGUUUUUAACAAAAUUUAGCAGUUGUUGAAUGGAAAUAGAGUACACAGUCAUAAUUUAGUAAUUUACAAAGUAUUGUUUACAACUAGUCCGUUGAUUAAUAGAGCAUAUAGCUCUGAUUGCUUUCUUUUGGGUUUAAAAAUAUCAAUCAUCGCUGUAGAGUUUCCCCAAAGCAAUGUGCCGUACGAUAAUUUAGAGUGAAACAUUCCAUAAUAAGUUACGAGAGCUGUUUGCUCGUCUGUUAAUGACAUAAUUCUUUUGACACCAAAAUUAGAUUGACAAAAAUUUGAUUUUAAUUCCUGAAGGUGGACGUCCCAUUAAGGUGUUGGUCUAAAAUUAUACCUAAGAAUAUUGCGCUGUUCACAUAUAGUUCUACAAAGUGUGAAUAAACAUUUUUUGAUAUUCUUUCGUUGGUUCGAAACUGUACAAUGUUUGUUUUUCCAUCAUUAUAAGGACAAGAUUAUUCAGAAGACACCAUUCUUUCAUUCGAUUAAAAGCUAGAGAGAGUGUGUGUGUCUGUGUGUGUAUUUCUGUUCACGGUUCGAUAUGCCAGGUUGAAAAUCGCAUUUUGCUGUUUCUAAAGCGAUUGAAAUCGAUACAUCCCUAGUAGCACAGAACUGUCGUACGACAGUCGGACAACAGUAGAAAAAAGAUACGAACUAUCGGUGCGAUAUACGAAAUGAGAAAAAUUAUUCUAUCGGUAUACUAUAUUUUUUCCUCAAAACGAAAAUCGUUACCGGCCAGCUAUCGUAAUGGAAGCGAAAAACCACUGUUGUGAUUCGAUCACGAAUUCAUAAGAAUACAGCAGAAUUGCAGAUGGUCUAAAUUUGAUAGACCAGCGACAAUCGUCUGACUAAGGAAAAGUCACCACUUUUGGAUUUUCGUUAGUGUCACAAUAAUUGGACGAUAGAUAAAAAUCACACUAUGUGCGACAGCGACAGUCUUGUGUUACUAGGGAAGUAAAGUUACUACAUCAAUUUUGAAGUAAGAGGGUAUAAGUUUUAUUUUUGAAAUCAGAGUCUUGCUUUAAAUGUCAAUGAACUCUAUGGGGAAUCCUCGUAAACGCAACAGCGUGCAAUAAAAAGAUUGACUAUCAUGAAAAGGCAGAAGCGAGGCAAAGCGACUAUCAUGAAAAGGAAGAAGGGAGAUAAAGACUCAACAUUAUUCUAUGUUUUGCUAUAUACGAACAAGUUUGAAGUAAAUUCAUGUGGUUCUCACUAUCCUGACCUAAAUUUGAAAGUCUUUAACAUUUGUGUCACUCCAUUUUCAUAAAACCGAAAUAAAAAAUAAAAAAAUAACCUUGUAUCCAACAUAUGAGAAUGUUUUAAAUUGCAAUGAUUUUCCAGAUCCGAUCCAUUUGGAGAGACCAGAGAUGUAUUGCAUGUGUCGCAAGCCAGCUGGCUCAAGAUUUAUGAUUGGUUGUGAUAACUGCGAUGAGUGGUUCCAUGGCAACUGUAUUGGGGUGUCCCCGAAGCAAAAACUGCCUGACAAAUGGUGCUGCCCCAAAUGUUUCUGUGAUAGCAAUGCCAAACGGAUCCUGCUGAACAGCUUCGCACAGUAGCUGAUCAAAUUUAUACUAGGGUAAAGUGCCCUAAUGUGGCCAGUGUCCAUUGAUGGCCACUUUUCUCGAUUUCCAGCCAAUCUGGUCACUUUACAAUCUUGGCCUUGAAGUGUGUUCUAGUAAGGUCCCUACUUGGGCGUAAUAAGCCAAACUACUUCACAUCGUUGUCUACAUUACAAGAAAAAGGGGUGGCCAUCAUUGGACAGGACCAUUCUUAAGGUGGCCAUCAUAGGGCAUUUUACCCUACUUGUACUAGUUCUUUGCAAAAUGAUUUUCUUCAGCACCAGAUCAAAAUCUAGAAUACUUAUAUAAAAUUUUUGUUUUAUUGAGAGGAAAAUAAAAACCUUGUGAAGGAAGUUGGUGUAAGUGACCUCUCAUUCAAUAAACGAGACUAUUCAGGUGUAUGUAAAUGAUUUGGAAUCGAAAGAGAAACAAAUUCAAGGUUUACAAAAUUAUGUCAAUGAUUAAGUAAGUAUGCACAUUAGAUUUUGUUGUGUGCACAUACGCUUUUCAUCUCCUACAAAUUUGUACCUUAAACCUUGUUUUAUAGCACACGUGGCAGUUACUGUCCUCUGAGGGCGCAAAGAAAUAGGAAUCAGAACCACCUAAAAACAAACAAUUUAAAGCUGUGUCUCAACCUAAUCCUUCAACGGUUAAUAUGAGUUUUCAAGUCUUGUGUAUAAGAUUGUAAGUUUGAAAGUACUAUAAUAUUCUAAUUCUAG